Messenger RNA from Uloborus diversus, 1546 nucleotides. RefSeq names its product QRFP-like peptide receptor. The coding region runs from base 9 to 1292 and encodes 427 amino acids. Gene Ontology annotation, cellular component: membrane. NCBI's taxonomy places the organism in Eukaryota, Metazoa, Arthropoda, Arachnida, Araneae, Uloboridae. The record is from RefSeq and is a predicted model, not a curated record. The transcript is spliced from 6 exons. Gene Ontology annotation, molecular function: neuropeptide Y receptor activity. Gene Ontology annotation, biological process: G protein-coupled receptor signaling pathway.
UGCAAAACAUGUCAGUUAACAUGAACAUAUCAGUAACAACUGAAAAUUACCUUAGUGGUGUGCAGUUCUUCGAUAAUUGUGCAAUCGACAUAAAUUUUAGCGCCAUUGAUUUCCCCAAUCAAGAAGCAUUGACAGAACCCUUAUCAUUAAAAGAAUACGUCAAGUUGCUCUUCUAUGCUGUGGUUUUGGUUGUGGCGUUGAUUGGGAACAUUGGCGUUAUUCUGACUGUUGCACUAAACCGAACUAUGAGAACUACCAUCAAUUUUUACCUCGUCAAUUUGGCAACAGCAGAUCUUCUCAUUUGUUGCUGUUGUAUGUGGAUUCCAGUAGCAAAGAGCUUGAGUGAUCCAUUAUACGUCUUGGGAAGCUUCAUCUGCAAGCUAAAUCCUUUUUCUCAAAUGACAUGCCUCACAUCGAGUGUAUUAACGCUGGCAGCAAUUGCAUGUGAUCGUUUUAUUGCCAUCAUUUUCCCUCUUCACGUCCGGGUCACCAAACAGAGAACAGGUUUUGUUAUUAGCUUCAUUUGGUUGUUGUCCGUCAUCGUAGCCACACCACUUCUCCUUGUUCAGAAGUAUAACAUUAUUCAAUGGAAGGAUAUCUCCGAAGCGUCUUGUUACGACGAUUGGCCACCAGUAGAAGAAUGGGACAGCGAACUUCAGAUAUGUCUACGGAGCUAUCCCCUGAAGCAAACGUACUACGCCAUCGUAACCUUGGUGUUGUACUUCGUGCCCAUACUUGUCAUGAUUACUGCAUAUCUACUCAUCAUCGCCAGACUUUGGCGAACUCAGACUCCUGGGGAAAGAAAUAUCGCCAACAUCAAUCUGCAACAUCGAGCCAAAAAGAAGGUAAUUAGGAUGGUUUGUGUGGUACUUUGUGGCUUCGUUAUUUGUUGGACACCAUUUCAGGCGACAGUACUGUAUUCACAGUUCGUGCAUUCAGCUAGUCAGUAUGGAGAGCUUCCACAUUGGUUUGAAGGUUUUUCUUACUUUUCCAUGUUUCUGGCAUAUUUCAACAGUGCUCUGAACCCUCUACUUUACGGUGGAUUUAACAAGAACUUCCGCCAGGGGUUAUGCAACGUUUUGAAGUGUUCGUAUGUUAGACCAUUAGGAAGGAUACAAUUUUCCCAAAAAUCCAGGACCACCCACCAAACUGGACUACACGGAAGCCCCUCCAGUGGAAGAAUAAACGGAGUGGGAUCUUCUCAGAAGCUGGUUGAGAUGAAGUCGAUGAAGAAGGAGGCCUACCGCACUUCCAAGGAAUCCGCCAGCUCAUGCACAUCCCUGGACAAAUAAAGACAAUGACCAACUUGAUUCAGCGAGAGUACACUGCAUGGAAAACCAAACUUUGGACAGAUGCAGGAACAAUGUCAUGCACAAGCAACUAAGUCAAUUGUUGAACUUAUAUGAUUCGUUUCGCUAAAUCUUGCAGCAAAAUUUGCAUUAUCAAGUCAAUUUAAGAAAUAUCCGCAAGCUGAUGAAUUGAGAUGAAGUUUCUUUAUCUCACUUGACCAAACGAUAAAAUUAUUGCUUUUGUGUUUUAAAAUAAA